This is a messenger RNA of Lotus japonicus, 2463 nucleotides long. Its product is annotated as probable inactive receptor kinase At1g48480. The transcript is spliced from 2 exons. NCBI's taxonomy places the organism in Eukaryota, Viridiplantae, Streptophyta, Magnoliopsida, Fabales, Fabaceae. Gene Ontology annotation, molecular function: protein kinase activity; protein binding; ATP binding. Gene Ontology annotation, biological process: protein phosphorylation. The record is from RefSeq and is a predicted model, not a curated record. The coding region runs from base 153 to 2120 and encodes 655 amino acids.
ACAGCUCAACCUUUGGAAUUGGAUGCUCUUUCUCUUUCUUUCCUUCUCUCUCCCGGAACCUUCCACAAGCCUCCAUAAUUAAGUAGCAUUGCAUUGCAUUGCAAUGCAUAGUGGCAUCAUCGAAACUCUGAAACUUGUGUGUUCUGUGAGCAAUGGCGAUGCUGCUAGUGCUACCUCACAGGCACACCCUCACUCUUCUUCUUCUUCUUCUUCUUCUUCUUCUAUUCCUUCCACACACAACACUAUCAGUAUCAGUAUCAGUAUCAGAUCUGGAUUCCGAGCGAGCCGCAUUGCUCGCCCUCCGUUCCACCGUCGGCGGUCGAACCCUUUUCUGGAACGCCACCAACACCAGCCCCUGCGAUUGGGCCGGCGUCCAAUGCCACCAUGACCACGUCGUCGAGCUUCACCUCCCCGCCGUCGCUCUCUCCGGCCAACUACCCCUCGGAAUAUUUGGUAAUCUCACCCACCUCCGCACCCUCAGCCUCCGUUUCAACGCCCUCACCGGCACCCUCCCUUCAGAUCUCGCCUCCUGCCUUGACCUCCGCAACCUUUACUUGCAGGGCAACUUGUUCUCCGGCCAAAUCCCACCCUUCCUCUUCCGCUUGCCCGAACUCGUCCGCCUCAAUAUGGCCUCCAACAACUUCUCCGGCGACUUCCCCGCCGCCUUUGACACCCUCGUCAAGCUCAAAACCCUCUUCCUCGAUAACAACCAGCUUUCUGGUCCUAUCCCGGAGUUGAACCACCUUGAUCUGGACCAGUUCAAUGUCUCCAACAACCUCCUUAACGGCUCUGUCCCCCUCAAGCUCCAGAGAUUCACUUCAGAUUCCUUUCUCGGAAAUUCACUCUGUGGCAAACCCCUUUCUCUCUGCCCUGGAACCGACAAUGCCGCCACCGGAGGAAACAAGUUGUCCGGCGGUGCCAUUGCCGGGAUCGUUAUUGGAUCCGUUGUGGGUCUUCUGUUGCUUGCUUUCCUUUUGAUGUUUCUGUGCAGGAACAAGAGCAGCAACAAGACCAGCACCGUUGAUGUGGCCACCGUCAAGCAUCCUGAAUCCGAAGUUCCUGCUGAGAAGUCGCUUCACGAUGUGGAGAACGGCAUUGGUAAUGGUAAUGGUAAUGGUAAUGGCAAUGGGUACUCAGCUGCGGCGGCCACCAUCAACAAGGUGGAAGCCAAUGGUGUUGGGGCUAAGAAGCUGGUGUUUUUUGGCAAUUCAGCUAGGGGGUUUGAUCUGGAGGAUUUGCUGAGAGCUUCGGCUGAGGUGUUGGGGAAAGGGACUUUCGGGACGGCAUACAAGGCAGUUCUGGAGACUGGACUGGUGGUUGCUGUGAAAAGGUUGAAGGAUGUGACAAUUUCUGAGAAGGAGUUCAAGGACAAGAUUGAAACCGUGGGGGCGAUGGAUCAUCAGAGUUUGGUCCCUCUCAGGGCUUACUAUUUCAGCAGGGAUGAAAAGCUGCUUGUUUAUGAUUACAUGCCAAUGGGGAGCUUAUCUGCGCUUUUGCAUGGAAACAAAGGGGCGGGUAGGACACCACUGAAUUGGGAAAUCAGAUCAGGGAUUGCACUUGGAGCUGCUCGUGGCAUUGAGUACUUGCAUUCACAAGGGCCUAAUGUUUCCCAUGGGAAUAUAAAGGCAUCUAAUAUCCUCCUAACCAAAUCAUAUGAGGCCAAAGUAUCUGAUUUUGGCCUUGCACACCUUGUUGGCCCCUCAUCUACCCCCAACCGUGUUGCUGGCUACCGUGCGCCUGAGGUAACUGAUCCCCGCAAAGUAUCUCAAAAGGCAGAUGUGUACAGCUUUGGCGUGUUACUCUUGGAACUUCUAACUGGGAAAGCACCUACCCAUGCUCUCCUAAAUGAGGAAGGAGUAGACCUCCCAAGAUGGGUUCAAUCCGUGGUUAGGGAAGAGUGGACUUCUGAGGUCUUUGAUCUUGAGCUCCUUAGGUAUCAGAAUGUUGAAGAGGAGAUGGUUCAGUUGUUGCAACUUGCUGUUGAUUGUGCUGCCCCAUACCCUGAUAGGCGUCCUUCAAUCGCUGAAGUAACUAGGAGCAUAGAAGAGUUAUGUCGGUCGAACUUGAAAGAGGACCAAGAUCAAAUCCAACAUGAUCAGAUCAAUGAUAUAAAAUUGUGAUUGAUUGUCUAUCUUCUCCAUGAGUUGCCACCAUGUUACUUGGUGGACUCUGCUUCAUCAGAGUCACUGCCUAUAUUUACUUUCUAAAUGAUGAUGUACGUAUGUUUGUAUUCUGUAUCCUGGGCCUCAAAUUUCUUUGUUGAAUUUCCUCCUUUUCUCCUUGAAUCUCCAUUUCCCUUCCCAUUGUUUCAUUAGUUCUAUUGUUGUUGGAUUCUAGUUGAUGUAAUUAUUACUUUUGCUUUUAACAUGUCUUUGGCUUUGGCUUUUGCUUUUGCGGAAGACUUUUGCCUGCUGUAAACUUGUGAUUGAGAUUUAUAGUCGUUGUCAUUGGUUGGUUGCUAAA